This is a messenger RNA of Elaeis guineensis (African oil palm), 1960 nucleotides long. Its product is annotated as homeobox protein knotted-1-like 2. The record is from RefSeq and is a predicted model, not a curated record. Gene Ontology annotation, biological process: regulation of DNA-templated transcription. Gene Ontology annotation, cellular component: nucleus. Gene Ontology annotation, molecular function: DNA binding. Lineage: Eukaryota; Viridiplantae; Streptophyta; Magnoliopsida; Arecales; Arecaceae.
GUAUCGAAGACCAACUAGUAUUAAAUCUUUGGCUCCUCGUGCUUUGCUAUCAAAGCUACGACGUCCCUCUCGCUCUCUCUUUCCUGGUUUCUUUCUUUCCCUCGCUGAUCGCUACUCGCUACUGGAUCGGUCGGGACGCUGGGGUAACUGAUGAGGUUUAGGUUUAGGUGAGGAGGGGAUAUUAUUAUUAUGCCGUUCCACAACCACCUGGUGCACGAGAUGGCGCUGCCGCCGUACGCGGAGCAGCAGCUGGGGGAGAGCGCGGCGGUGCUCAGAACCAUGGCGGCGGGCUCCGACGAGGCGGUCGGGAAGGUGUCCGGCGGCGGAGGGGGAGGACCUUCGUGGCUCAGCAGCGCCGUCCUCCGGCAGCAGGGCCAUCCGUACGGCGCCGACAGGAGCUUCCUCCACCUCCAGACCGCCUCCGACUCGUCCGCCUCCCCGUCGGCCGUCUCUCAGUGGCUCCCAAGGCCGCAGAUGCGCGGCCCCGACGAGGAAAACCCCGUGUCCGGCGAGUCCAUGAUUGCGGCUGCGAUGUCGCAUGGUGGUAGAGGAGGAGGGUCGAGUGGCCAGGGCGGCGGAGCGGCGGAGGUGACGGCGGUGGGGGAGGGAACGUGGCAGAACGCGAGGUACAAGGCGGAGAUACUGGCGCAUCCACUGUACGAGCAGCUGCUAGCGGCGCACGUGGCGUGCCUGAGGAUCGCCACCCCGGUGGACCAGCUGCCCCGGAUCGACGCGCAGCUGGCCCAGUCCCAGCACGUCGUCGCCAAGUACUCCGUGCUCGGCGCUGCCGUCAACCCCGACGACAAGGAGCUGAACCAGUUCAUGACACACUAUGUCUUGUUGCUCUGUUCCUUCAAAGAGCAACUACAACAGCAUGUUCGUGUUCAUGCGAUGGAAGCAGUGAUGGCCUGCUGGGAGCUUGAGCAAUCUCUACAGAGCCUGACAGGUGUCUCUCCUGGUGAAGGUACAGGCGCUACCAUGUCUGAUGAUGAUGAUGAUGACCAAGCAGACAGUGACACCAACUUGUUCGAUGAAAGUUUCGAUGGGCCUGAUAGCAUGGGGUUUGGUCCUCUUCUUCCUACCGAGAGUGAACGGUCAUUGAUGGAGCGCGUCAGGCAAGAGCUGAAGAAUGAGUUGAAGCAGGGUUACAAAAAUAAGAUUGUAGACAUUCGAGAAGAGAUCCUGCGUAAGCGAAGAGCUGGAAAACUCCCUGGAGGUACCACUUCUCUUUUAAAGUCUUGGUGGCAGUCUCACUCUAAGUGGCCCUACCCAACAGAAGAUGACAAGGCGCGACUGGUGCAGGAGACAGGUCUGCAGCUAAAGCAGAUCAAUAACUGGUUCAUCAACCAAAGGAAGAGGAACUGGCACAGCAAUCCCGCAUCCACCACUGCACUGAAGAGUAAACGCAAAAGUAAUGCAGGUGACAACAAUGCCGAACACUUCAUGUAAGAUGAUGAUGGUAGAUGUUAACAGCCUCAAAACUGUUGGCAGCAGAGUAUAUGUAAAAACAACAGAUCUCAAAGAUGGGCUGAACGAGAUUGUCACAUAUAAACUACUCCAUGGUUUCUAAGGAAAGCUGGUGCCAUAUUGGGAGAAACCAUCGUAGUUCUACAAGCACUUGGUAUCCUUAUAUACAUCAGCUUUACAGGUAUCUAGCCAUGCCAUUGCAUGAACUGGUAACGUCGGUAGCGCCUAAAAGGUCAGAGUAUAGCAAUUACAAUGCCAGAAAAAUGUGUGGAACUUAUUUCCUCCAUUGAUAGAUUCAGUUCUUGUUUGCCACGCUACAUUUCUCUGAAUAAGGAGGUGUUCAUGUGCAGUAUAAUUAUUUUUCAGUGCUUCUUCGUGCGGUGAACCAUAGUGAGUUUAUUGUGCUUUUGCUUGUCAAUGAACUAUUGGUUGAAGAAAGUAAGAUAUGGAUGCUAUGUUUCUGGAUUUUAAAUUCACACCGAGUUCUCUUGUU